This is a messenger RNA of Carlito syrichta (Philippine tarsier), 2488 nucleotides long. RefSeq names its product transducin beta like 3 (gene TBL3). Bases 59 to 2464 code for a protein of 801 amino acids. Gene Ontology annotation, molecular function: protein binding; U3 snoRNA binding. Gene Ontology annotation, biological process: endonucleolytic cleavage in 5'-ETS of tricistronic rRNA transcript (SSU-rRNA, 5.8S rRNA, LSU-rRNA); endonucleolytic cleavage to generate mature 5'-end of SSU-rRNA from (SSU-rRNA, 5.8S rRNA, LSU-rRNA). Lineage: Eukaryota; Metazoa; Chordata; Mammalia; Primates; Tarsiidae. The record is from RefSeq and is a predicted model, not a curated record. Gene Ontology annotation, cellular component: small-subunit processome; nucleolus; 90S preribosome. The transcript has 22 exons.
ACGCGGUAGCGGCGCGGCCGCUCGGGCGGAUUUCGGCCGGGGCGGCGGCGGCGGCAGCAUGGCGGAGGACGGGGCGGGAGUGGGCCGCUUCAAGGCCAACUAUGCCGUCGAGCACAAAAUUGAGCCAUUCUACAAGGGUGGGAAAGCACAGCUGGACCAGACUGGCCAGCACCUCUUCUGCAUCUGUGGUAACAAAGUCAACGUCCUGGAGGUGGCCUCAGGGACCGUGCUACGGAGCCUGGAGCAGGAGGACCAAGAGGACAUCACUGCCUUUGACCUCAGCCCCAACAACGAGGUACUGGUGACAGCCAGCCGGGCAUUGCUGCUGGCCCAGUGGGCCUGGCGAGAGGGCAGCGUUACCCACUUAUGGAAGGCAAUACACACAGCCCCGGUGGCCACAAUGGCCUUCGACCCCACCUCCACGUUGCUAGCCACAGGUGGCUGUGACGGGGCCGUGCGAGUCUGGGACAUCCUGCGGCACUACGGGACACACCACUUUCGGGGCUCGCCCGGUGUCGUGCACCUGGUGGCCUUCCACCCAGACCCCACGCACCUGCUGCUCUUCUCCUCAGCCACAGAUGCCGCCAUCCGUGUGUGGUCACUGCAGGACCAGUCAUGCCUGGCCAUGCUGACUGCCCACUACAGUGCUGUCACUUCGCUGAGUUUCAGUGCUGAUGGCCACACCAUGCUCAGCUCCGGCCGUGACAAGAUCUGCAUCAUCUGGGACCUUCCGAGCCGGCGGGCCAUGAGGACCGUGCCAGUGUUUGAGAGCGUGGAGGCUGCUGUAUUGCUGCCAGAGGAGCCAGCGCCAGAGCUGGGCAUGAAGUCCCCAGGCCUGCACUUCCUGACAGCUGGUGACCAAGGCGUGCUGCGCGUGUGGGAGGCAGCAUCCGGGCAGUGUGUGUACACACAGCCUCGGCCACCAGGCCCCGGAUGGGAGCUGACCCACUGUGCCCUAGCCCGCACCGCUGGCUUACUUCUCAGUGUCACUGCUGACCACAACCUGCUGCUGUACGAGGCCCGCUCUCUGCGGCUGUGGAAACAGUUCGCUGGCUACAGUGAGGAGGUCCUAGACGUCCGCUUUCUUGGGCCUGAGGACUCCCAUGUCAUCGUGGCCUCCAACAGUCCCUGCCUGAAAGUGUUUGAGUUGCAGACGUCGGCCUGCCAGAUCCUCCAUGGACACACGGACAUCAUCCUGGCCCUGGAUGUGUUCCGGAAGGGGUGGCUCUUUUCCAGCUGUGCCAAGGAUCAGAGCAUCCGUGUCUGGAGGUUGAGCAAGGCUGGCCGGGUAUCCUGCGUGGCUCAGGGCUCUGGGCACACACAGAGCGUGGGCACCAUCUGCUGCUCCAGGCUGAAGGAGUCCUUCCUGGUGACGGGCAGCCAGGACUGCACUGUGAAGCUGUGGCCUCUUCCCGAAGCCCUGCUAUCUAAGAAGAGCACAACCCCAGAUGGCAUCCCUGUCCUCUUGCAGGCCCAGACCACCCAGCACUGCCAUGACAAGGACAUCAACAGCGUGGCUGUUGCACCCAAUGACAAGCUGCUGGCCACGGGCUCUCAGGACCGCACGGCCAAGCUCUGGUCCCUGCCACAGUGCCAGCUGCUGGGCGUCUUCUCAGGCCACCGGCGCGGCCUUUGGUGUGUCCAGUUCUCACCCAUGGAUCAGGUGCUGGCCACCGCCUCUGCUGACGGCACCAUCAAGCUCUGGGCGCUACAGGACUUCAGCUGCCUUAAGACAUUCGAGGGGCACGACGCUUCUGUGCUGAGGGUGGCCUUUGUGAGUCGCGGCACGCAGCUACUAUCCAGUGGCUCUGAUGGGCUCGUGAAGCUCUGGACCAUCAAGAACAACGAGUGUGUACGGACGUUGGAUGCCCACGAGGACAAGGUCUGGGGGCUGCACUGCAACCGGCUGGAUGACCAUGCCCUCACUGGUGCAAGUGACUCCUGCAUCAUCCUCUGGAAGGAUGUGACCAAGGCGGAGCAGGCAGAGGAACAAGCCAAGCAAGAGGAGCAGGUGGUCAAGCAGCAAGAGCUGGACAACCUGCUGCAUGAAAAGCGGUACCUGCGGGCGCUAGGCCUGGCCAUCUCCCUGGAUCAGCCCCAUACUGUUCUGACUGUCAUCCAGGCCAUCCGGAGGGACACAGAGGCCUGCGAGAAGCUAGAGGCUACUGUGCUCCGACUGCGGAGAGACCAGAAAGAGGCCCUGCUGCGCUUCUGUGUCACAUGGAACACCAACUCACGCCACUGCCACGAGGCCCAAGCCGUGCUGAGUGUGCUCCUCCGGCACGAAGCCCCUGAGGAUCUGCUGGCCUACGAGGGCAUGCGGGCAGCACUUGAGGCCCUGCUGCCCUACACUGAGCGGCACUUCCAGCGGCUCAGCCGAACACUGCAGGCAGCCACCUUCCUGGAUUUCCUGUGGCAAAACAUGAAGCUGCCCACUCUGCCUGCUGCAUCUCCAGCCCUCUGAAACUCAUAAAGUUGUACCUUUCCA